Onychostoma macrolepis is the source of this 1002-nucleotide messenger RNA. It is a transcript of the gene pou4f3, whose product is annotated as POU class 4 homeobox 3. The transcript has 2 exons. NCBI's taxonomy places the organism in Eukaryota, Metazoa, Chordata, Actinopteri, Cypriniformes, Cyprinidae. The record is from RefSeq and is a predicted model, not a curated record. Gene Ontology annotation, molecular function: DNA-binding transcription factor activity, RNA polymerase II-specific; RNA polymerase II cis-regulatory region sequence-specific DNA binding. Bases 1 to 1002 code for a protein of 333 amino acids. Gene Ontology annotation, biological process: regulation of transcription by RNA polymerase II.
AUGAUGGCCAUGAACGGCAAGCAGCACUUCUCCAUGCACCCUGCGCUGCACCCGGGCUCCGAGGGCAUGCGGCGGGUGUGCCUGCCUGCCCCGCAGCUCCAGGGCAAUAUAUUCAGCGGCUUUGAUGAGAGUCUGCUGGCCCGCGCUGAAGCUCUGGCGGCGGCUGACAUCGCGUCUCACGGCAAGAGUCACCCUUUCAAGACGGACGUCACCUACCAUACCAUGAGCAGCGUGCCCUGCACCUCCUCUUCGUCCACAGUGCCCAUAUCCCACCCUUCAUCCAACCUGCCCUCGCACCACCACCACCACCACCACCUCAGCCACCAGACCCUGGAGGGGGAUCUGCUCGACCAUAUUUCCUCCAGUUUAUCGGUCAGCGGCAUGGGUGCGCCGCCGGAUCCGUCGGUGAUGACCACUCAAGCCCACCAGCACCACCUGCAAAUGGGUCACUUGCAUCAAGCCAUGGCCAUGGGCCACCCGCACACCCUGUCGGUCCACAACGGGAUGGCGUGCGUCAACGACGUGGAGUCCGAUCCCAGAGAGCUGGAGGCGUUCGCGGAGAGGUUCAAGCAGCGGAGGAUAAAGCUCGGAGUGACCCAGGCGGAUGUGGGGUCUGCCCUGGCCAACCUGAAGAUCCCGGGGGUCGGCUCGCUGAGCCAAAGCACCAUCUGCAGGUUCGAGUCCCUAACCCUAUCCCACAACAACAUGAUCGCUCUCAAACCCGUCCUCCAAGCCUGGCUGGAGGAGGCUGAAGCGGCUUACCGGGAGAAGAACGGAAAACCGGAGCUUUUUAACGGGAACGAGAGGAAACGAAAGCGCACGUCCAUCGCGGCUCCGGAGAAGCGAUCGCUCGAGGCGUAUUUCGCCAUCCAGCCGCGACCGUCGUCGGAGAAAAUCGCGGCGAUCGCGGAGAAGUUGGAUCUAAAGAAGAACGUGGUUCGGGUUUGGUUCUGUAAUCAGCGACAAAAACAGAAAAGGAUGAAAUACUCGGCAGUGCACUAG